Bolinopsis microptera is the source of this 1534-nucleotide messenger RNA. RefSeq lists its product as uncharacterized. NCBI's taxonomy places the organism in Eukaryota, Metazoa, Ctenophora, Tentaculata, Lobata, Bolinopsidae. Gene Ontology annotation, biological process: synapse organization; homophilic cell-cell adhesion. Gene Ontology annotation, cellular component: axon; plasma membrane; neuronal cell body. The coding region runs from base 44 to 967 and encodes 307 amino acids. Gene Ontology annotation, molecular function: axon guidance receptor activity. The transcript is spliced from 9 exons. The record is from RefSeq and is a predicted model, not a curated record.
GGUGACGGUGUCUGAUACAACAUCAGAGACAAGCGGCACGGAAAUGGAGGAGACUCUUCAGGUAGACACACCCGGGCUAGAAGCAGCAGGCACGUACAGCUGUAUCGCGCAGACUGACGUGCACACUCUGUGGAGCUUUGAUGUGGAGAUAACGGUGGUCAAACAACCCAUCAUUACUGUCUCUCCUCAGGUUUAUCGAGCAGCAGAAGGAGCUACUGUAAUAUUCUCGUGUAUAGUUGACAAUAUUGACGGUGUUAGGGGCCAGGACUGGGGGGUUGUCUACAAGAUUAAGGAAGAGGAUCAGGAGUUUGAGGACGUCGGUCUCUCCUACCCUUCAAAUGAGGAGAGUCUCCUCUAUAUCUCCCAGCUACAAACCUCACCUGAUGUGAGGUGUGAAACCUCACCUGGCAGUCACGUGUCACCUAUAUACAGGGAUGGAAAAGUGGAGAUUGUUGAACAACCUCCUGUGUCUGUCAGUGUUAUCACUAACAAACAGCGGUACACAGAAGGAGACACCCUAAUAAUCCGGUGUGUUUUACUACACGACAUUCCUGCUGACUCCCCAGUGGAUGUGUUCUGGAGACAUGGUGACGUGAAGAUAGUCACUACUGGUGGGGUGGGCGUGUUAGCUGAUGGCAGGGUGGCUGAGCGCUACUUUACUACUACCGCUAAUAAUCAGACAACAGAGGUGCUCUUUAUAGAGGAACUAACAAAGAAAAGUGCGGGAAAAUACACCUGCGUGUUUGAUGGCGGAGAAAAAGGUCGGUAUGAGGAUAGUUACGAGAUAUCAGUUCACCCUUCCACCCCCGUCAAUACUAUCGCGAUUAUCAUCUCUGUGUGUUUUGUGCUCAUCCUAAUCAUAACUAUGGGAGUGGUCCUGGCGCUGAUAAUACGACGUUCUAAGACCUUUACCUACGCUGUGGCUGAGAAACAGGGGUCGCCUGCCAUGCAGAAUACUGCCCUGUGAUGGGGCUGAUGUGAUUAUAUUAUCACACGCAAACUCCAAUACGCUACUCCAACCACUCAACCUAAUAUAAUGCAACUGAACAGACAGCAACCAAUUUCUAGAAAGCACUACAAGAAUAAUUGAACCAUUUAUAUUAAUGGAAGAAAUGACUGGGUGAUUUUAAACCACGCCCACGGAAUACCUCACGAUGAUGCUCAAAGGAAAAUCAAAAAUCCUCCCGUUUUUAAACUAAUGGUUUUCCUAUUUUCAUGUUAUGCAUAGUGUCAAGUGCAGAACCGUGAGGAUUAAAAACUGAAAUAAACUUAAAAACUGAUAUAAACUUAUUAAGAAUACUAAACUUAUAAUGAAAUCUCAUAGAAGACAUAAGACAUUUUACGAUAACGUAAAACUUUAUGUAAUGAGAGCAUAAAAACUGUGACGAUAUUAAUAAAAAUGCUGAAAGUUUAAUAGAUUUUUGAAUCUGACAAUAACUGCGUCGAUAUUGAUGAUGAUACUGAACUUUUAUUAGAUUUUUGGUUGAAUAACUUUAAGUUACCGUUUGUAAUCAUUGUUGGAAUUUGUUUUUAU